AUGUCGAACGCAGAAGUCGAGUCAGGGCAGCGGGCCCCAAAACAACAUGUUACGACCACUAUCGCAAGUGUAGACAUCGAUCCUCAAGCGGAGCGUGCUUUGGUCUGGAAGUUUGACCUUCGUCUACUUCCGGUGUUGGCAAUCAUGUACCUCUUUAACAGCUUAGAUAAGUCCAAUUUGGGCAACGCAAAGACUGCAGGACUCGAAGAGACACUUUCAUUGAAGGGCAAUCAGUACAACCUGCUCCUCAGCAUCUUCUUCAUUCCCUAUGUCUUGACUGCACCUUUCCUAGGCCUUUUGGGAAAGAGGUAUGGGCCAAACAUUGUGCUUCCUGGAAUGAUGCUUGCCUUCGGAAUCUGUACCAUUCUGGUCGUUGCCGUGUUCAACUUCGGUGGUCUUCUCGCUAUCAGGUGGUUCUUAGGCAUGGCGGAAAGUGCAUUUUUCCCGUUAGUGAUCUACUACCAAACGACGUUCUAUCGUCGCGGUGAGUUGGCUCGCCGAUUGGCCAUUUUCUAUGCCGCUCAAACCAUUGCCUCUGCCUUCUCUGGUCUCUUGGCCUUUGGAAUUUUUCGCAUCAAUUCGGGUCCAUUGGCUCCGUGGCGAUAUCUCUUUCUGAUCGAGGGCGGUGGAACCGUCAUCUUUGCACUCUUCGCACUUUGGUACCUGCCUCGGUCGGCCUCAGAGGCAGCGUUUCUUACUCCUCAGGAGAAGGAGCUCGCAUAUCUUCGACUGCAAAUUGAUAGUUCUUCCGUGGUCAAUGAGAAACUCGAUAUCCGGGAUGCAUUUCGUGUGUUUAAGCAUGGGACCAGCUGGGUAGUCCUGGCCAUCCAGGUUUGCCUCGGCGUUCCAUUGCAGUCUGUCCAGCUGUUCCUUCCAGUCAUUAUUCAGCGUCUGGGAUAUAGCACUGUCAAGACUAACCUAUACACUGUCGCCCCCAACAUCUCAGGGGCCGCCGUUCUUCUCAUCCUGGCCUUUGGCAGUGACUGGACGAGAUGGAGAUUUCCAUUCAUUGCCCUUGGAUUCUUGUUCACGUUUGUGGGAUUUGUGAUUUACGCGACCAUCGACGUCCAGGAGGAUCUAGCUCUUGCCUAUUUCGCUUCCUUCCUGAUGACCUGGGGCACCUCUGCUCCUUCUGUAUUGCUAGAUGCUUGGUAUAAUAACAAUACUGCUAACGAAGGACGCCGAGUGGUUUUGACAAGCAUUGCUGUCCCAUUAGCCAACUUGAUGGGGGUGGUCAGCUCUAAUAUAUUCCGGACGCAGGAUGCACCGAAGUACUUUCCAGCUUUGAUCACCACGGCGGCAUUUGGGGCAGUCGGCAUAAUCUUGACACUCUCGCUCGGGGCUUGGAUGAUGGCCGACAACACGAAGAGAGACCGACUGCAGGGAGUUCACGUCAAGGCAAGGGAUAUUCCUACGGAAUUACUUCAGGACGGGCCGGCCUGUGAGAACUUCCGGUGGUUUUAUUGA
This is a messenger RNA of Penicillium bovifimosum, 1467 nucleotides long. Its product is annotated as putative MFS transporter. Gene Ontology annotation, cellular component: membrane. The record is from RefSeq and is a predicted model, not a curated record. Gene Ontology annotation, biological process: transmembrane transport. Gene Ontology annotation, molecular function: transmembrane transporter activity. The coding region runs from base 1 to 1467 and encodes 488 amino acids. The transcript has 4 exons. Lineage: Eukaryota; Fungi; Ascomycota; Eurotiomycetes; Eurotiales; Aspergillaceae.